UGUAGCCACGCCUUUUUUUUUUUAUAUGACGCUCUCAAAACAAAUAAGUCACUUGUUGAAUGUUGUUUUCAAAAAUAUUAAUAAAAAAAUUAUUUUUAUGUUUUGUUAAUAUAAGUUUAGUUAUUUAGUUAUGAUUUUUUUUAAAGGCCAAGCCUUUUAUUUUAUAGUUCUCUCCUGUCUAUUAGGAAUCGUUUCUAGUACUGUACUAGAACAGUUCCUAGAGAAGCAGGGAAAUAGAGAAAAUAUUCUGAAAUGGUGUACGAUAGGACUUGAAGAAUAUAAAAAAUGCGCGACUUUUGCGAACGUUGUAUCUCAAGAUUACCGCCAAUUUGACACAGAUUACUUUAACGUGAAAUGUGUAAAUGGGUCGGGCAAGGAAGACUGCAUGGCGAUGAUCGAACAAGACAAAGCAGAUAUUAUUGCGUCUGAUGCUGGUGAGGUUUUUACAGGAGGAAGAUACUUUUCACUAGUGCCUAUUCUUCAAUUCAUGUAUUCAGAAAAUAAAAAGACCUAUUAUACAGUGGCAGUUAUAAAAAAGGGGACUCUAAAGGAUGUGACUAGCCUUUGGCACUUAAGAGGAAAGAAAGCUUGUUUCACAGGAGUUGGACAUCUGGCCGGGUGGACUGUACCACUUGACGUGCUUAUGAAAAGAGGGGGUUUACAAACUGUUGAUUGCAAUAAUCAAGUUAAAAACGCCAUCGAAUACUUUGGACCAAGUUGUGCCAUUAAUUCACUGAGAGACAAAUACAAUCCAGUAGGCGACAAUUCGGAUAAACUUUGCAAACUUUGCAUCGGUAAAGUAACAGGAGGGAAAUGCACCAAUACAGAUCCAUAUGCAGGAUUUUCAGGGGCUUUCCGCUGCCUUGUGGAGGCUGGAGACAUAGCAUUUUUGAAGCACACGACUGUUGCUGAAUUAACCAAUAGUAAAGUAGAUUUCCCUUCCUUGUCAAGGGAUGAUUUUGAACUGAUUUGUAUUGACGGUAGUAGAAAACAUGUAGAUGAAUACAAGGUAUGUAAUUGGGGACUGAUUCCUUCACCUGGUAUUAUUACUUCUUCUGCAAAAAGUACAAAAUUAAGGAGGCGUUAUCAGAAAUUUUUACAGAGAGCUAUUCAGCUUUACGGCAAUACUGACCAAAACAGAACCAACUCUGACUUAUUGUCAAAUAAUGGUUUUAAAACAGGAAGAGAGCAAGAUGUGUAUAACAGUGACAACGCUCAGUUCGGAAGAGAGCGUGAUCAGUAUGGAAGAGAACGUGACCAAUUUGGAAGAGAGCGCGAUCAGUAUGGAAGAGAACGUGACCAGUUUGGAAGAGAGCGCGAUCAGUAUGGAAGAGAACGUGACCAGUUUGGAAGAGAGCGAGAUCAGUAUGGAAGAGAACGUGACCAGUUUGGAAGAGAGCGAGAUCAGUUUGGAAGAGAGCGAGAUCAGUAUGGACGAGAUUAUGAUCAAAGUGGAAUUUACAGAUUAGACAAUCAUAAUAAACCUGACAAAGGAUUUAAUUACAACUCUGAAAAUAGAAGCCCUUUUAAUUCAAGUGAAUCAUACCAGAAGCAGAACAGUUUUAAUUUUUUCGAGUCUGUCCCUAGAUACGGCAUUGUCCACAACCUUUUAGUUGAUGAUGCAACAGAAUAUUUAAUAGCUUUAGAAGAACAGAGUCAAACCUAUACAUCAUACCUUGGCCAUGCUAUGGAUUGGAUCAUGGCAUUGCGGGAUUGUCCUGUGAGAAAAAUGACGCUCUGUGUCACCUCUGAGCCUGAAAUGGAAAAAUGUCUUAAAAUGAGGACUGCUUUAAAAGCACAACUUUUGAAACCGGAAAUGUCAUGUUUCAAAGGACAUAGUCAUAUUCAUUGCAUGCAAGCCAUAAGGAAUGGUGAUGCUGAUAUAUCAGUAUUUGACGCUGGUGAUGUUUAUACAGCUGGCCUAAAAUACAGUUUGGUACCUUUCAUGUCAGAAGUUUAUGACCUGCAAAGUCCUGAUUAUUAUGUUGUGGCUGUAGCUAAAGAGGAAGACCCAUAUACUGAGAUAACUUACCUUAAAGGCAAAAAUACAUGUCACGGUGGUAUCAAUUUUGGUGCUGGUUGGGUAGUGCCAAUGGCUUUUAUGUUGUCCAAUGGCUGGUUGAGGCCAUAUGGCUGCAAUGCGAUGCGAGCUGCUGCUGAGUACUUUUCAAAAUCAUGUGUGCCAGGGGCCAUCUCAACAGAAUAUAAUACUGACGUUCCAUAUGAUAACAUGUGUCACCUUUGUCAUGGAAGUAGUUACACAUAUUGUCGAAGGGAUGCUUCUGAAGAUUAUUACGGUCAUACAGGUGCUUUUCGCUGUCUUGUGGAAGGUGGUGGCGAUGUGGCAUUUGUAAAACAUACCACAGUUUUAGAAAAUACAGAUGGUAAAAGGAGAGAAUGGUGGGUGAGGAAUGCACUCAACGAAGACUUCCAACUUCUAUGUCCAGAUGGCACUAGAGCUGCUCUUAAUAAAUUCCGUGACUGCAACCUUGGCAAGGUGAGGGCAAAUGCAAUUGUGACAAGAGGCGGAGAUGCAUAUAACAUCACUGAAAUAAAUGCGUACAUCAAUUUAUUUAUUUAUGGUCAGCAGUUUUAUGGAAGGCGAGAUCAAGAUGAUUUCAACUUUGCCAUGUUUUACUCGCAUCCACCAUAUUCAGAUUUGAUAUUUCAAGAUGCCUCGACACAUUUACACGUCAUUAAGCCUGAACUCCGUUGGUACUCAGACUACCUUGGAAAAGAUUUUAUGAGAGCUAAAAGAAUUGUUGACUGUCACGCUUCUUCAAAUUCAAAUCUACCAUCAAAACUAUUAUUAUUUAUUGCUUUACUUAUAUUUAAAUAUUAGAGAGAAAAGGGAAUGAGCUCUUCUCAAAUCUAAAGCCAUUCAGAGACAUGAUAUUUUUAUUAUCAAAUUUUCAAGACAAAAUCGCAAUGAAUUUUAUUUUGUAACAUUUUUUUUUAUAUAUAUAAUGUUAAUCACUAAGUGAAGACUGCACAGAUCUGAUUGUAAGAAAUUAUCCGUCCAAUUUGUUAUAAAUUAUUUUUUAUAGUAAAGUCAUUAAAUAUAUUGUUUUUAUAUACAUGUUGUUUUUGUAACUGUACAUUUUAACAUGACCAUUUAUAUAUUUUAAGAAAUAAAGCUAACAAAAUUUUAUUAAAAAAAAAAAAAAUA
Messenger RNA from Cimex lectularius (bed bug), 3169 nucleotides. It is a transcript of the gene Tsf2, whose product is annotated as melanotransferrin. The transcript has 14 exons. Bases 131 to 2842 code for a protein of 903 amino acids. Gene Ontology annotation, biological process: iron ion transport. Gene Ontology annotation, cellular component: recycling endosome; early endosome; plasma membrane. The record is from RefSeq and is a predicted model, not a curated record. NCBI's taxonomy places the organism in Eukaryota, Metazoa, Arthropoda, Insecta, Hemiptera, Cimicidae.